ACAUACUUUUUCCCAGACACUAAGAGUAGAAAUGUUUAAACCAGCUGUUAUUUUUGUGUCGCUGGUGUUGAUUGUCGGCGGUGACAUCUACGACAUCUGCACCUCCCUCCAAUGGGAGGGAAUUCAGUUUGUUGUCACGGGGACGGAGGAGGCAGGGAUACCUACCAUGAUCCAGAAUUUGAUCCAGUUCUCGUUUGACGCCAACAAUAGUAGGAUAGCUGCCUCUACAUCCGGGUUCCAGGACGGUCAUCAGUUCCAGAAGGACUUCCUGUUCCUGUAUCAGCAGAAAACCGUUUAUGUGAUCGAAGAAGGAAAAUGCCAUGCAGAAUAUUUGGACAAUGCUUUUCCACCUCACUGCCUUCCAAGUAACUUCACGUGGACGUGGUGGAGGACCUGGUACGGCUUCCCAAAGAUGGAUGGCCAGUUGUGGAUUUUCGGCUACGUUGGCCACGUGAACGACUUACAAUACCACGUGCAGUUGUUUCUCGAAUUCAUGACGCCCGCGUCGCAUCAGAUCUUCGGAAAGUACAACAACGAACCUUUCUACCAAACCACUGAAGUCGUGAACACGACCCGUGGCAUCAAGAACCCGGAUGUAUUCAGUCCUCCGCCGUCUUGCAAAGACGCUAAGCCACAGGGAACGUACAAAACUCCCGUGUACCUCCUGGGUGCCACCUUCCCCCGGGAGUCGGCUGUGCCGUAGACUGUCCUUCCUCUUCCAGUCACCGACAUCACUCUACGCACUUUGACUGAAAAGAAGAAACAUAUUUUUCCCUAAGAGCAGAAAUAAAAAUUAACGAGGCAUCAAUGCGCA
Molecule: messenger RNA, 814 nt
Organism: Haliotis rubra (blacklip abalone)
Lineage: Eukaryota; Metazoa; Mollusca; Gastropoda; Lepetellida; Haliotidae
Exons: 6
Coding region: 32-703 (223 amino acids)
Biological process (GO): cell-matrix adhesion
Cellular component (GO): extracellular region; lysosome
Molecular function (GO): calcium ion binding
Source: RefSeq, a predicted model, not a curated record